Molecule: messenger RNA, 804 nt
Organism: Entrophospora sp. SA101
Lineage: Eukaryota; Fungi; Glomeromycota; Glomeromycetes; Entrophosporales; Entrophosporaceae
Source: the annotation of a GenBank genome assembly
AUGUCAUUUUUACAAUUUGUAAGUAAGAGAAGAAUAGAUCAAAUAUUUCUUUAUAAACACCUUCAAACAUCGCAAGUAUUAAUUACAAUUGGUAGAGCAUUACAGAAUAAAGCACUUGAUCAAAUACAAGAUGAAAGGUUAAGGCCACAUACACUGCGUAAAGAUCAUUGGUUGCCAGUUGUAGCAGUAUCAGGAUUUUCUAGUUACUCUUCAAUGAUCACAACAUUCAACAAAUUACUAUACAAUCUUCAAGAAGCUGCCAAGAAGAAAUCAAAGAAAAAAAUUAUGUUGAAUAAUAUCAAUAUAGCAGCAGAAUUAAAUAAUGAAAAGAAAAUUGGAGAAAAAACAAAAGCAUAUCAAAAAAUACUCAGCAGAAUAGAUAAAAAGGAGGAGCAAUUUAAUGCUGCCAAUAGUGUUCUUGAUAACAGCGUUGUUAAUUUAUGUUCGAUCCUUAAAGAUUUAUCAAAAAAUCGAUUAGAGGUGGAAGGAGAAAGUAAGAUCAAGAUAUAUUGGGAGAGGACAAACAUGAGUGAAUUGCCUAAUUUAGUGAAAGGAUUGCAAUGGCCAAAUUGGGUAGAACAUUAUCAAUUGUUGUUGAAUAGAAGUAGACAUUUGAAAAAUAAAGAAUUCAAGUUGAGAAAGUUUCCUAAGGCAUUGAAAAGGAAAAAGAAAAAUUUAAAAGAGUAUUUUAAAAACAAUGCAGCACAAAUUCUGAAAGAAGAGGAGGAAAAGAAGGCUAGAGAGAAAAAGAAGGCGGCUAGAGAAGAAAGAUGGAAAAGAUUCAAGGAGGAAAAGAGAAUGUAA